Alternaria rosae is the source of this 2994-nucleotide messenger RNA. RefSeq lists its product as uncharacterized. The transcript is spliced from 5 exons. Gene Ontology annotation, biological process: regulation of DNA-templated transcription. The record is from RefSeq and is a predicted model, not a curated record. The coding region runs from base 459 to 2600 and encodes 713 amino acids. Gene Ontology annotation, molecular function: zinc ion binding; DNA-binding transcription factor activity, RNA polymerase II-specific. NCBI's taxonomy places the organism in Eukaryota, Fungi, Ascomycota, Dothideomycetes, Pleosporales, Pleosporaceae.
CUGAGUGCCAAGACACAACUAAGUCCUGAGUCAGCAACGAUAGGUGCCUGUCGCUUGUGACGCAGUUAUGCAGUCUACGGCACAUCAACCCACUAUGCAGCACCGUUUUCCCGAGCACCGGGCCUGACCCCAUGCCCUUCGAUCUCUGCCAGACAACCUUUAUGGUCCAUCUUCCGCCAGUCACUGGGCGCUCCAUUCCAAGCUCGUAAAAGCGUGGCCUGGGUUUCAGCCUGAUCGCCGCUACGCCUCUUCUGGCUCAGGACCCUUCGGAUGACCACGCAGCACAUUCGCGGACCGGAAGGGAGACAUAGUUAUUAGACUUGACGUUCUUUGUUCUGUGCAAUCGGAUGCCUGCGCUAGUGUCUGCUUCGUAGAUACCUUACUUGAGCCUGACCAGCAGCGACUGCGGAGCUUGCCGCCCUUUCUUCUUACCGCCUCAUCGCUUCCAGAGCAUAAGCAUGUCCUAUCGCGGACGUCCCAGUAAGGGAUGUGAGGCUUGUAGAGCCCGUAAAGUCAAGUGCGAUGAGGGCAGGCCAGCUUGCAGUCGGUGUAGCAAGGCAGGUCAUGAAUGCAAGUACCGAGAUCAAGCCGACAUCCUCUUUCGGAACCAAACGGCAUCGGCUGCGCAGAGAGCAGAGGAGUCAUGGCGGAAGCGAUCAAAGUCAAACCAACGUGCUACUAUUGCCGAAAGUAGCAACGCCUACAGCAACACCUAUAAUAACACCUAUAUCAAAACACCACCAAGCGACGAGUCAACACCACCUCAUCUGGAUGACACGCGCUCAUCCAGCGGUAGUGUGCAUUCUCCCGGUGCCUCUGUGGAUGACCCGGCUCAAGAAUCAUCAAGCGUCGCGUCCGCAACCAUCGAUCUAAGUCGGCUGACUAUCACUCCAUCGCCUAAUCCGGAUUUUCGUAGAAGAGCUUUUGAGCGCUUUGUAUACGACUUUGUGCUACCCGACUCGCCGAGCAGACCAGCAGACCAGCCAGAUGAAGCCCUUUGGACCUUCAUCCCGCUCUUGUAUCAAGACGCCCAGGAGAACUCAUUGAUCGCGACAGCUGUUGACGCAGUAUCCUACGUCAACUUCGCUAAUAGAUACAAUGAUUCUCAUGCGCAAGCAUUAGGUGAGGAAUGCGUAGGGAGGGCCCUUCCGAUGUUGACAAAGGCAAUUGCGGACAAGAAGCAGGCGGCCACGAAUGCUGCACUUUGCUCGGUACACCUGAUGGGCAUCUACGAGAAUCUUACUAGCGUGCAGCGGAAAGGCACAUUCUUGGCUCACAACCAGGGCGCAAAUGCUAUGCUUCAAUUGCGGACGGUUGAGGAGUUCUACAGCGAUAUCAUAUCAGCCAGACUUUAUGAAGUCAUCUAUGCACAUCUGCUACUAGGCAACUUACAAGCAGCAAGACGCCCGGCAAUACCUACGAGAGACGUGGUCAAAGUCGACGGAUAUCUUCCAAGUCUGUACAAGAACUCUAAUGCCUUAUGGCACGAAACCAAGCAAAGUGCAAAUCCACCAACCAACCGUAUGGCCAUGCAGGAACUCUUACAGAGCGCUCUCGAACUAGAGAGCGACUAUCAAGCUUGGGAAGCAAAUGUUACACCAGCUUGGAACUACCACAUGACACCCAACACACCAGAGGCUCGGUCGACCUACGACACCAAGUGGCAAAAGCUUUUCUUAGGUUGUCCGGGCGCACCAGAAGAGAUUCAUAUAUACUCGAGCUUGAAACGCGUCUGGAUCUGGGGCUUCUAUCGUACAAGCCGCAUACUUGUUCUGCGUGAUUUGCUCGAGAUGUUGAAUUGGAUGUUGAGAUUCCGGGACCCUUGCCUAUUUUUUCGUCCUCAAGAAGCCUCGGGGCAGUCUAUGCCUACUGCUCUGAGUGAUGCAAAUCUCCGCAUGCAUCAUUCUGUCGCGACCGCUCGCUUGGUCGAGGUCAUUGAGAAGAACUGUUCCUCUAUACUCGGCAGCUUUACUGUACCGAUACAUAUGAAAUCUGCCACCGAUAUCUGUGGCAUGCGGGGCUAUAUCUGCAUAUGGCCCCUGGGUACAAUGGAUUCAGUACUCAGCUCUGGUCUUGUGCCGGAUAGCAAUGCGGGCAAGCAUCCGGAGAGCGCUACUCACCUACCAACACCACCGCCGGCUUACUCGCAACCCUCCAACGCGCCACCACAUCUAGCCACAUCCGCUUCCAACGCGUCUUCCGCAAGCGAACCGUCGGCGGCCCUAGAAUCUUACGAUGCGGCACCGCCAUUCUCCGAACUCCACAAUAUUCAGUCCAAGUCGGAAAGCGACCAAUCUCCUGGCGCGAGUCCGCCAUCGAACACGCCGGUCUUGGACCAGAACGCGAAGAAGAAUCACAUCUUCGACCCCAACCCUGCGCACCCGUACGAUCACCCGCUAGACCUACCUUCUCUGGACUAUGGAGUUGAGCCCAGGAGAAUAGAUAUUGCAGCAAGGCGAGAAUGGAUAAACCGCCUGAUGUACUACAUGGCCACAGAAUUGGGGCUGAAGAAGGCGCUCUGGUGCCCAGUUAUGCAAGGCUACAUGCCUACCGUAAAACCCAUGGUUGACGAGAUUCUCAGCCAAGAAAGAGGUUUCUAACACCUCGGAUUACGCAUUUGCUAACGGUGUAUAAACAAUAAGGGCAUCUCGUUGGCGUUUUCGGAUUUUGUCUUCUGCAUUUACGAGAGGAAAUUCGGGGUGGGAAGUGCGGUUUAGUAACAUAUUGUUCACGUACAUAUAUUUUGGUUCGGUGUUCUUUGGACAUAUACGAAAGUUAUGGUUUGUGUCUUGGAUCAUGAGGGUAUUGUCGAGUGAUUGGGAGCAAUGUGUGAGCUGACUCGAUUAGCAUUAGCGUUCACGACGAUAGCCUUGGUUGUGAGUGGGUAGGCAAUAACACGUUGGGGUCAUGACAUUCACGGCUCGGCCUACAUACCCAUCGCUCAUUAGUUCCAGCUGCAAUUGUAAUCCAGUACAAUCACAACUAUCAACCGAC